Molecule: messenger RNA, 3701 nt
Organism: Camellia sinensis
Lineage: Eukaryota; Viridiplantae; Streptophyta; Magnoliopsida; Ericales; Theaceae
Source: RefSeq, a predicted model, not a curated record
UAUGUGAUUCAUAUUAAAGGACUUGUAAGGACAACAUGGAUAAAGGAUUUUCUGGCUGCUCAAUACCACAAGAGAAGUCAAAUGCAGAAAUUAAUGCGGAGUUGGAAAUAUCAGACGCCUCAUGUGAGGAAGACGCUUGUGAUGCCCGUUUGAAUUCCAAGAUAUUGGAAGCAAAACAUUCAACAGUUCAGCAACCGUCUUCUUGGGUGCUCAUCAAGUCGAAUUUGUUUCUGCAUCGUAGCCGUAAAACUCAAACCAUUGAUGAGAUAAUGGUUUGCCACUGCAAACGGCCUCCAGAUGGCAGAGUGGGUUGUGGUGAUAAAUGCUUGAAUCGAAUGCUUAACAUUGAAUGUGUAAAAAGGACUUGCCCAUGUGGGGAACUUUGUUCAAAUCAACAGUUUCAGAAGCGCAAGUAUGCCAAAUUGCAGUGCUACCGAUGCGGGAAGAAGGGUUAUGGGCUGCAGUCACUUGAAGAUAUCUCUGAAGGACAAUUUCUUAUUGAAUAUGUUGGGGAGGUGCUUGAUAUGCUAGCUUAUCAGACACGACAAAGAGAGUAUGCUUCAAAGGGUCAUAAGCAUUUUUACUUCAUGACGUUGAAUGGCAGCGAGGUAAUAGAUGCAUGUGCUAAAGGGAAUUUGGGCCGUUUCAUAAACCAUAGUUGUGAUCCUAAUUGCCGUACAGAAAAGUGGAUGGUGAACGGAGAAGUUUGCAUUGGACUCUUUGCAUUAAGAGAUAUUAAGAAGGGUGAAGAAGUGACAUUUGAUUAUAAUUAUGUGCGGGUUUUUGGGGCUGCUGCAAAAAAAUGUGUCUGUGGCUCAUCUCAGUGUCGGGGUUAUAUCGGUGGUGAUCGGCUGAAUACUGAAGUAAUUGUUCAGGGUGAUUCAGAUGAUGAAUAUCCUGAACCUGUAAUGGUUUAUGAAGAUGGUAAAAUUGAUAAUGACUUUAAAAAUUUAAUAUCUGCAACCAGUUCCUUUGAUGGUACAGAAAUGCAAAUUGCAGACCGUAUGUUAUCAAACAAAGAUAAGAUGGACAAGUCUGCAACUGCUGUUGGACCAUUGGAGAGUACCACCGAACUGCAAACUACAAAGAUAUUGGGAGAAGAUGAAGAUGAAACUGAUAAAUCUGCAACUGCUGCUCAACACGUAGAGAUUUCCACAAAAUCUGCAUGUGGUGCACAAUUGCAAAUCCCUUGGGAAGUGGAGAACUCAAUGGAAAAGUUAACACCUUCUGUUCGACUAGUAGAAACAAUUAUAUUGAGUAAAACCAUCUCUGAUGCUCAGCAAGAGUCUGUUCAAGGAUUAGAGACUCCUGCACUCACUACAACUAGUAGAAAAUCAUUAUCGGAUACAACUGAUGCUAAGAAGAAGUGCAAAUCUGACACAAUUGAAGACAGGCACAUUUCAAAGUCACAUUCCCUCGUGAAAACUUCUCGUUCGUCUUCUUCAGUUAAGAAGGGAAAAUUGAAUAGUAAUUCUAUGAAUGUCAACAAAUCUGAGAUGAUAGUCAAUAAAUCUCAUGUGCUAGCUUACAAACCCAAAAAACUACUGGAAGGUCCUCUAAGUGGUCAUUUUGAAGCUGUUGAGGAGAAACUUGACGAGUUGCUAGAUUCUGAUGGGGGAAUAAGCAGAAGAAAAGAUGCCCCCAAAGGCUACUUGAAGCUUCUUUUUCAAACUGCAAGUUCAGGUGAUCGUGGCAGUGGUGAAGCAAUUCAGAGUAAUCGAAAUCUUUCCAUGAUCCUUGAUGCACUCUUGAAGACAAAAUCACGAAUGGUUCUGGUUGACAUAAUCAAUAAAAAUGGUUUGCAGAUGUUACACAACAUAAUGAAGCAGUACAGAAGGGACUUCAAUAAGAUUCCAAUUCUUCGAAAGCUGCUCAAGGUUUUAGAGUAUCUGGCAGUGAGGGAGAUACUUACCUUGGAACACAUUAUUGGAGGCCCUCCUCAUCCAGGGGUGGAGAGUUUUAGGGAGUCGAUUUUGACAUUGACAGAACAUGAUGACAAGCAGGUCCAUCAAAUUGCAAGAAGCUUCCGAGAUAGGUGGAUUCCCAGGCAUGCCAGAAAAAGCAGCUACAUGGACAGGAGUGAUGGCAGGGUGGAAUUUCACCAGGGUUCAAACUGCAUUAGAUCCUCACCAUCAUACAAUCCUUGGCGUGAUCAGGGUGUAAAAACUACAGAAGAAACAAAUUGCAUCAAGGAAUCAAUUGUUGCAACAAAUUCAGUCGAUGCAGGUACUGUGGAAGGCGGCUCUUCAUCCUGUGCCAGUGGUUGCCCAACCAAUGGGACAAAAACUCGCAAACGUAAAAGCCGAUGGGAUCAGCCAGCAGUGGAAAAGGAACCAAAGGUUCAGCCUAGUUUGUUGCAAAUAUCACAUUCAGGCCUACAACCUGAGAUUGGUCAAGUGGUAGACCAUAAGAAUGGAAUACAUAGAGAGGACAAACCUUGCUCUGGUUAUGUGCACGAUAUCUCCCAGCAGAUGGAAGCUAAUAGGGCAGAUGAUGGGGGACAGAAUCUUGAGGAUGAUGAUGUCCCUCCUGGAUUUGCUCCUCCUCGUAAUGGGCCUUCUGUUCCAUCUAAUGCUUCUUCAAUGGUUACUGAUAUUCACCGAGAAAACAGAAUCCCUGCUAAGUGUCCUCGUGAAGUGGGACAUCCUCAGGCAAGAUUCUUAAAUCGCUUGCCUGUCUCUCAUGGGAUUCCAUCAUCUGUGGUACACCAAUUUGGGACACCUCAAGGAGAAACUCUAGAGAGUUGGGUUAUUGCUCCAGGUGUGCCUUUCCGUCCUUUUCCACCAUUACCUCUUCAUUCCCGUGACAAGAGAGCAUCUCCAGGUUUUGCUGGUAACCCAAAUCAACCUGCAGAAAAAGGUGAACAGGGUAGUCAUCAUCGUGCCAUUUGUCACUUGGAUCAAAACCCUCCAAGCACUUCUGGUGCCACCCCAGCAGAUGUGGAAAUUCAAGGUGGGUAUAAUCAACACACUUUUCAACGGGGAGUUGGGGGCUCGUAUAGCUUGGGAAGGAGGUAUUUCAGGCAGCAGAAGUGGAAUAGUUCGAUACAAGGCCCCACCUGGAUGUGUAAAAGAAACAAUUGGGGAUUCAUGGGAAACAAAAAUUCAAGAAAUGGGAUGUGCAGCAUAGGUGUAGCAACCGUGGCAAAUGAGGUCAAAGGUCCGAAUAGUUCACAAAAUGUAAGCACUGGAGUGGGAAGUGCUUACAAUACUUUUCACCAGUAUCCACACCUGCAAAAUUAUCAUUGAUUUAUAGGAAAUUUUCCGAGGAGCUUCAAAAAUUUCUUCUAUGCUCCCUGUGAUGUACUCUCGAUUCUUUAUUACCUGGAUUUUAUUUUCAAUGGAUUUUUUUUAAAAAAAAAUCUUUUUCUAAUCACCAUUCCUAUGUGUCUCUGUCCCCAGUAUUUAUAGCUGCAAUGUGCUCAUUUGGAUUUGGCAACUGGCACCUCAAAAAGGCAAGUGUACUUCAUUAUGAUCAUUAUUUGAAGGAAAAUGAUGUUUAUGCAGAAUGUUUAUACAGCAUUUUUUACAAGGAUGAUGUGGCGGUGACAUUUUUAGAAUACAAGUUACCUUGGUAGGUUUUUUGCUUUAAAAUGAUAAAAUCAAGACUGAUCACAUCAUUAUGUACUGAUUUUAUAUACAAUCUUUCUAUUUGUAUAUCAUUACUCUUAUUUGAAUUGAAAAUAAAAUAGAUUUGACAAA